Messenger RNA from Paramacrobiotus metropolitanus, 2053 nucleotides. RefSeq names its product protein arginine N-methyltransferase 1-like. Lineage: Eukaryota; Metazoa; Tardigrada; Eutardigrada; Parachela; Macrobiotidae. The record is from RefSeq and is a predicted model, not a curated record. Bases 369 to 1724 code for a protein of 451 amino acids. The transcript is spliced from 10 exons. Gene Ontology annotation, molecular function: protein-arginine N-methyltransferase activity. Gene Ontology annotation, biological process: peptidyl-arginine methylation.
CCUCUCCCAUUUUUUUGGACGGUCAGUGUACUCACCAUCAUGUACUGCACUGUAUUUGUCUGUGCAAAAGAAGCGUCGGGCACAUCAAGCGAAGAUUUGUUUCUCCAUGGUACUAACUGUUUAGAUUCCUGAUAAUCUGUAGCUGCUGUGAACGUCUUCACAGUUUCAAGAUCUUUCCAUUUUUUGCUUCAAAUUCUCUUGGCUUUGGGCCAUCGCGGCCCCGGGUAUUGCGAUCGUCUGAUAUAUAGCGACCGUAAAACUUUGUGACGGCUUCCCAUUGUUGAGAAAAAAUGGAAUAGAUGUCCUUGUGUCACGGAGUAAAGGAACGAUAAAUCUACUGUCACAGAAGAUCUGGUUCCAUAUACGCAAUGGAACAUCCUGGACAGGCAGACAACGGUGAACGGACAAUCAGACCUCCGGAAGCUGUUGGGCGCAGAGGAGUUGGACGUGGUCAACCGAGAAACCUUGCGCUUGUUAAAGAUGUCCCGAUGAGAGCAAACUAUCCGAAUGUACGGGAAUCCGUACCAGAGAUAAAUGCCUGCCUUGCGGGCACGAGUAGCUCGUACGACGCGCGAAGCUCGGAAACUGACAAAGAUAAAGAAGUGGAGAAUCCGUUUAAACAGCCGGUAAAGUUUCGAGAAACAGGACCUAUCAUCAAGGCAGUAUUCCGGAAGAUGGAAUCAGAGAAUGCCCAGUUUCCUUACUGUAUGAAUAAGAUGUUUACGACAAUAAAAGGACACUUGAUAAGGCUGAAUGAUUUCAAAUCUGUAUCUGCUCUGCUCACGCUUAUCCGUGACCAUCAAAGCAGCAUUGUGGGCAACGUCGUUCUGGAUCUCGGUUGCGGCACCGGUAUUCGCAGCGUUUGGUGUGCCGCUCUUGGCGCGAAAAUGGUUAUUGCGGCAGACUCGUCACCGUUUGUAGGACUGGUAUCGCAGUUAGCAGUGGACAACAAGUUGGCAGAUCGAGUGAUUGCAUAUAAUACCGGCUCUUUGUUGAAUGCGGGAACGGCUUCCCCCCUGAAACAGCUGUUAUCAUCCGUGGAUGUUAUUGUUUGUGACUGGUGCGGUCACGGCUUUUUCAGAGGGAAUCUGGUGGAUCAAAUAAUCUCUGCAAGCUCGUUUUGUAGUAGGACACCUUUGAUUCUACCGUCAGUGAUUCGCCUUUCCAUUUGUGCUUCUAGCAGUGAUGAGUAUCAUCGCGAGACAAAGCGAUGGAACAACGCCUACAAUAUCGACUUCUCGGGGCUCCAGGAGAACGAUUUGUCCACUCCGAUAUACGGCGGAUGGGUCGAGGCACAAGCCAUAUGCAGCACAAGCGAUGAACUAUAUACGUACGAUCUACAUGGACUGGUGUCGCAGCCGGUUCGAGAUUGGGGUUUUACUUCGGAAUUUUCACUUCGUCCACAACAAAUUCCACAGGGAUUGUCAGUACCUGUCACUGCUUUUGUCGUCCAUUUCGAGAUUUUGUCCGAUUUCGGCAAAACUGUGAUCCUGUCGACAGAACCAUCCGAAACUCGUUCUCGUUAUGGUCACUGCAUAUUGUGUUUGGCCAACCCUCCUGAUUUCGGCAACCGUAACGAACUAAACGGAAGGUUCACAUUCAUCCCUCGAAGCGGCAAUGACCCGAUGUUUAUACUCGAAUACGCAGUGGAUAGCGAAGAUGUCCAGUGUGUCUAUUACGGAAUAGAUCCGGAAGUGCCGUUUUCUGAUCAUAGUCGGAAAUGAGAGAUCGUCGUGAGCCAAGGUUUUGAUCGAAUGCUGCAAGUACUGUUAGCUAACUUCGACUCCAGCAAGCAAACCAGAUUCUGGGUGUUAAGCUGAUGUUUACCUGAAAACGGUUGGUUAUUCCAAGUCUAACGGAUCAGAAACAUCGUGGGAUUCUUGAGCUAGUUCCAAUUCUGUUUUCGCAUUUAAUGCGCUGUUAGAGCCUGUUUCGUUUUUUUCAAAGCUUCAGUGACUUUUAUUGCUUUCUUUCAUAUUAUUUAACUGUCUGUUGUGCGAACUGGAUGACAUGUCACCGUAUCUGGAGAGUUAAGGAAUUAAUAGAUAAGGAA